GGAGGCAACCCGGUUGACCUGUGGAUGCUGUGAACCAGGAGCUGACCAAAAAGCGGGAGAGCUCCAGGAUUCCUCCUCAGAAAAGGCUGUUCAGGAUGCUGUCUGCUGCAGAUGCACACAGAACUGCUUCCCAAGCCAAGGGGACAAGACUCUGCAGACUGUGAUCGCCACUCUGCUCAGCUUAUCCUUUGUGAAACUGACUUGUGCGUUGUGGCAUCGUUUAGGACACAGAAGUAACCUCUGAUCAUCCUGUGGGCUAUUGGUAGGAACUCCUGUAACAGCAACAAAACUGGGACGUGUCUGGUGAUGCCAGCCUGGAAUUGAUUGUGAGAGUGCCUGCUGGGCUGCGUGCAGAAGAAUGGCUGCAGCAGAACCCCUGACCGCUUUCUCCCGAUGGUACCUCUACGCCAUUCACGGCUAUUUCUGUGAGGUGAUGUUCACAGCUGCCUGGGAGUUUGUGGUCAACUUUAACUGGAAGUUUCCUGGUGUUACCAGUGUGUGGGCACUCUUCAUCUACGGCACUUCCAUCCUUAUUGUGGAGAAGAUGUAUCUAUAUCUCAAAGACAAGUGUAAUAUUUUAGUGCGCUGCUUCAUUUACACACUUUGGACAUACCUCUGGGAAUUUACCACCGGCCUCAUCCUACGCCAGUUCAAUGCCUGCCCAUGGGACUAUUCUCAGUUUGAUUUUGACUUCAUGGGCCUGAUCACCCUGGAGUAUGCCAUCCCAUGGUUUUGUGCUUCUUUCAUUAUGGAGCAGCUGGUGAUCAGGAACACCCUGCGCUUACGAUUUGAUGAGACUGCAGAGCCGGGGGCACCCACCGUCCCUGUUGCCUUGGCCAAUGGCCAUGUGAAGACUGAUUGAGCAGUGACUCACAACCACACUUAGCAAUCUGAGAAAGCCCAGACUUCUACUACUGGACUGUCAGCUCUGACUCUGAGGUACUGCUUCUUGCUGUAUGAUAAGAUUCAUAAACCCCAUUUUUCUAACGGGGGUGUGCAUGGGAUAUACCAGAAAAAAAAAAAAUGGAACCAAUAGAUUUUCUAUGGAUUUUAUUUUUUGGGCUCCAAGGACCAAUAUCAGUUACUUGUUAGUUAGGUAAUUUCUGAUUUUAACUUAUUUCAGAUGAAAGCAGUCCUUUUGCUUACACUUCUAUGUGGAGAAAGAAGAAAAAGAAAUGCUAUGGUGGAAAUGGAUACAAAAAGAAAAAAAACUAAUUAGCGAUGGGCAUGGACACGCCAGCUAAGUUGGCUUACUCCAUUAGGCAAUAUUCAGGUGCUUGCUUGCAACCAGUACCUCCUGUGGGACCUGAGCUGCUGCAGGAACAAGGAGAAUCCGUCUGCUGUUGAGAAGAACCUAAGACUGGCAGUCUGAUGGGGAGGUAGAUGGUGUUCCCCUGAUGAGGUCCCAUUGGCCUCUCCCCAGGUUCUUUGUUGCACCAUGAAGUAAUCUGGUGCUGGACAUCUUGUUGAAUUUAUACAGAUCUUGUACUUUUCGAAAUCUCAGUCCUGAUACUCACUAGAUUUAUUUUUUUUUUUAAUAAAGGCCUUUUUUGCCAAGUAAAUUUUACCAUAAUCUGUGCAAUCUGAAUCUUGGCAAAAGGCACAAGAAAUAGCGCAAGUCUUCCCAUCUCCUCUACUCCCCCAAAGCAGACCUUGCCUGAGGGUCUGCUGCAGAUUCCAGCUCCCAUCUCAGCCAUGCAAACCUUGUGGAGACUGUACGGGCCACAAGAGUUUUCUGCCUUCCCUCCCAGGGAUUCCUCUGUUUCUGGUGAUAUUGAUGACUUAGUCUGGCUGCAGCCCAUUGUGUUAGAACGUCAAAACCUUCAUGUGGCUAACGUGGUAUCCAGGAUUUGGUCCUCUGGCACUGACUCUUACCUUCCUUCAGCACUGGCAAGUCUUGGCUCAUUUCUGACCAGUGGCUCCUAAGUGUAUCAAGAGGAUUUACUUUUUCCUCCCAAAUUCUACUUUAAAUAACCACAGCCAUAUUGUCAUGACAGUAACUGGAGGCAGCAAGAGAUAUGCCAUGCUGCCUGAUACGUUAUUUUUUUAAAAAGGCAAAAAAGUCUGGAGAGCACUUCCUCAUGCUUUGCCUGAGUGAGGCUUUGAGUUAGGAUGCAAGGGCAGCAUUACAAGAGGUGUGAAGCAGGAAGGAGUGCUGUGGCUCCAUUGUAUGUAGAACUACCUGCACUGGGGACAGUAUGAAAUGUAAGCUUUUGGUGACAUUUGAGCUGCAUAGGGGAGCUUGUAGUGCAGGGAAAGUGCUUGGUAGUGGCAGCCGGAGUUUCAUAAUUUGUUCUGGCAAGUCUUAGCUUUGAAGUUAGCAACAAACUUGGAGCUUCCAGCUGUCAGAUGCAUCUCACUCCUGUUUUAUGGGGGAGGUUUGCACUGGUUGCCCUUCAGGGUCAGAUUAAUUUUAGGUGUUCUUCCACCAUAGUCAACAGAGCUGCACCAGGGAUCAAUCUGGCUUGAAAUACAAAGGUGUUGGUGUGGUUGUGGGAUUCCAUUACUGUAUUGGAAAUGGCCACGCUAUUUCUGUGUGGGUCCCCAGUCUAUGGUAGGUAGUGCUCAGCUGUGAACCUGCCUCUUGCCCUGAGGUGUCCAUUCCUGAUGAGAAAAGCACUCCUGGCCCUGUGAGAAUUGCUUGUUGUUUCUGCUCUUAUGAGGCAGUGUUAAUCCUUUUUGUAUCACACAGUGCAAUUAUUUUAUUCCUCCCACCCCACUUCUCACAUGACAUCCAUUGCUGGCAAUGGACACAUGGAAACACUGGCAGCAAGAAGUUAAUUAAAUCUACCCUGGCAUAUAUAGUGUCUUCUGAAGCACCCAGAAUACUUAGGUGGGUAUUUAGAGUUCCCUCUUUAUAGUUCAUUAAAUUAAAAGCAAACAAACACUAACCAGAUUUUUUUUUUCCUUGCUCUGAUGCCAGUGUUAUGAAAUCAGAGGAACAGUAUGCAGUUUGUCAGUCUUGACAGUCUCCAGAGGGUAGACCUAAGCAAAAUAGUCACCUGAAACUGCAGUGGAAAAAAGCAAUGAGUUUUGGACAUGGGAUGAUGUAGAUGAGCUCUACUCGACCAAGAUAAGAGUUUAAAGGUGCAGUUGAAAGCUGGGAUCUCCCCAUUUUGGCCGUGGUUCUGACAGUCACUAAAUGCAAUGUCUAGAUCUGGGUUGUCCUCUCACAGCAUAGCCUGAAUGUGGUGCCAUGCUGUCUCCUACACCACCCCUGCAUCAUCUGAAACCCUUGGCUUCAUAGGAACAACCUUAGGAUCCCUGCUUUCUCCUUAGCUGUUGGAGAACUCUUUAAAAAGGUUAAAAGGAGUUAGCAACAUGGUUUGGUGAUUCCCAGCUGCAGCUGGGCCUGGGAGAGGAGGAGGUGUGGCUGGCUGUCCACAGACCUAACCCGGUACACCGUCUUGUCUUUACUUCAGAAGAUCCCCACUAAAUGACACUGGUUUUGCUCAGUGAUGUAUUAUUUAGAUGCUUAAAACUACAGAGGAGUUUCCCAGCAGCAUCUACUAUGUUAUUCCAUUAUCCUUAUUGCCUGUGCCAUUGUAACAGCUAUUGUAGUCUGCUUUCCACUGAUGUCUGACAUGUACCACGCAGCUAUUGCAUCCUUAUAGAUGGUAAUUUAAACCCAGAAGUGCACUUUACUUGCAGCUUGCACACCAGAAACAGAAAGGAACCUGGCAAAUUCUUAAAUCAAUUUGAAAGAAUUAUACAUGAUACUGUGUACCUAAUGCAGCAGGAUUAGCCAGACUUCUCCUUUCUGAGCAACAUGGCUACAGUCAGAGCUUCGUCUUUUCUCCAAAAUCUCCCUUUUUAAUACAUGUGAUGCUUCUUAAACCGUCUUACAGAAGUGUCCAGAGCACAUUACCGGGGUCUCAGUGGCACCUCAGCAAGAGCUCGGGAGCUGGACUGAAGUUGUAGAGACAUUUACAUUAAGAAGAAAACAACGCACAAGGCUGAAUAUUUGUUUGUAUGUGUAUCUUCCUCAGUAGAUUAAAGUUGCCUGUUUUGAGUUCACCAGCAAUAAAAAAACCUUGUGAUUUUUCUGCCUUGUCCUAACAGCAA
This is a messenger RNA of Apus apus (common swift), 4065 nucleotides long. RefSeq names its product transmembrane protein 229B (gene TMEM229B). The record is from RefSeq and is a predicted model, not a curated record. Lineage: Eukaryota; Metazoa; Chordata; Aves; Apodiformes; Apodidae. The transcript has 3 exons. The coding region runs from base 359 to 862 and encodes 167 amino acids.